This is a messenger RNA of Oryzias melastigma (Indian medaka), 1670 nucleotides long. Its product is annotated as N-acetylaspartate synthetase. The record is from RefSeq and is a predicted model, not a curated record. Gene Ontology annotation, cellular component: mitochondrial membrane. NCBI's taxonomy places the organism in Eukaryota, Metazoa, Chordata, Actinopteri, Beloniformes, Adrianichthyidae. The transcript is spliced from 2 exons. The coding region runs from base 298 to 975 and encodes 225 amino acids. Gene Ontology annotation, molecular function: L-aspartate N-acetyltransferase activity.
AAUUUAUUAGUUACUUAUUGAGUAUAAAAUGGAUAGUCAAAAACCAGACAACGGCUGUCAUAAAGAGUCAAUUUUGGUCCGUGAGUUUAAGGCUGACGACAAGUCAGACGUGCUGCAAAUUUUUUCUGAAGGUCUCAUGGAAAUGGUGGCAGACACUGCGUUCAGAGGUUUGAGACAUCACCCAGAGAGUGUCCUGCUUUACACCGCUGCAACAGGUGAGACAACUCAGCUGUCGCUCAAUAUUAUUCAAAUUCUUUCAUAGUAACAUCCUAACUGAAACUGCUGUAUUUAUUUAGUAUGAGACCAGCUCUACACCAGUUAAAAACUGACUUAUUGUUACUUCCUGUUUUUGUCAUUCAUAACUUAAAAAGACAAAAGUUAAAGCUUUGUUCUCUUCAUACCUUUUUUUUUCCUCUGGCAGCUUUAUGUUUUGUCGUCACCAUGUGUUGGUGGGUGAUAGCACUCCUUCCAGCCACUGUGAUGUGUAUGCGCUACUUCUACAGCAGAUGUGUGAUCAGUGCUUACCUCAGAGAGGCCAUGAACAGCGACAUGGGAGACAUUGAGGGGUAUUACAUGAGUACACCAGGUUCCUGCCUGUGGGUAGCAGAGCUGAAGGACAAGGUGGUGGGUGUUGUAGCAGCAGCUGGCCAGUCGGGAGGAGCUGUUGAAUUGCGGCGGAUAUGCGUUGACCGGGGCUAUCGGAGAUGUGGAGUGGGCAUCAUACUGGGACAGACAGUUCUGGAAUUUGCUGAUGCGCACGGAUACUCUUCUGUCGUCUUGGGCACCACGGCCUACACUCCAGCCGCCCACCAGCUCUACCACAGCUUGGGUUUCAUUCGUGUGAGAAUGACCAACGGUUACGCCAUGCCGGGUGCCACACAGUCCUUACUGGAGCGCAUUUUCUACAGGGUCCACCACCAUCACUACACAAUAGACUUACAAAGCAGAAAGAACAUUUCCUCUGGUGAUUGCUGAAUAUGCUUACAGUGCAAAUGUACUACUCCAAUUUUCAGAAGUGCAUGAACUCUUUUGAAACAACCAUCUCUCCACUUCCUUUAAAAUCUGCUGAAGUAGCACUUAUCAUUAGGCUUAUUGUAACCAGCAUUGUGACUUUUGACAAAUUAAAUACUUCCUUAAAAAUUGUAUUUAUUUUAUUGACAUUUUUCUUUUUGAGCUUCUUUGUUGGCUAAUAAUAACUUAGUGAGCUGUAGCCCUGAAAAAUCACAGAAGCAUCUGUAGAAAUACAUGAAAAAAAGACAAUAAAGUCAAUUUGGUUUUUGCUAAUAUAUGUUUUGGUUUUAAGGAAGUAAGCCAUCCAUUUUCCUGACCGCUUCUUCCCUUUCGGGGUCGCGGGGAUGCCGGAGCCUAUCCCGGCUACUGUUGGGCGAAGGCGGGGUACACCCUGGACAGGUCGCCAGUCCGUCUCAGAAGGAAGUAAGCUUUCCAGGAAAUAUACUAAAUGCUAAAGAUAUGUUUUGGGGAUUCAAUGAUUUAUUGUUUUGACAGAAAUAGUUGUUGAUGUUAUCCUAGACACUGAUUUUUUUUAUAUGAACUCGACUCUUGUUUUCAAUUCUUGCAUUAUACAAUAAUAAACCUCUUUAACCACAUACACACAUUUAUUUCUGCCCAUUUGCUCAGAACUGUAAAGACACCAGCCUGAAAAUUUGUGU